AUGGACUCUAGUCCUCAAAAAGCAUUUAUUAUUGUUAAUGAUCUUGAACAACGUCUUAAAAAUCUUUAUACAACAUGCGUACAUGAUGAACAGACAUUAAAUGAUCUUGAAUCACUUCUUAAUGAAUGUUCAAAUCAAUUGAAUUAUCUUAUUUCUUCAUCAAAUUCAACAUUAAUUGCUAUUAUUCUUCCAACACUUCUUCAUACAAUAAUAUCAUUAUCAAAAAAUUGUGCAGAAAAAUCAGAUAUAAUUAUAUUAGGAUCAUAUUUAUCACAAGAUAAACUUACAUCAUUAAUAACUAUAACGAAAACAUUACAUAAUCAAAUAAAAGAAUUUGUUAAAUCACCUAAACUUAAUAUUAUUUUAAUGAAAUCAACACAACAAAGACAUUUUUGUGAACAAUUACGUCUUGUCUCAGAUUCAAUAGCUAAUAUAGAUAUUCUUACAACAUUAAUUUGUCAUAAACUUAUUGUUAAAUUAUUAACAGGUAGUGAUGAACAACAACAACAACAAUUAUCAUAUAAUAAAAUUGAAAAUAUUAAUGAUGGUUUAAUAGUUGCUGUCUAUAAAAGUUUAUUACGACAGAUGUCUACUAUUUGUUCAAGAAAUUUACGAGAUAAAUCAGAUAAUAAUCGUGAAUCACCAACUAUUAAAAUGUAUGGAAUUUAUUUUCAAAUGUUACAUAAAUUAAUUCAAUACAAUGGUACAAUAUCUCAAAUUGAAAAUUAUCAAGAAUUUAUUCAUACAAUACAUCAAAUACAUAUAUGUCUUGAAUCAACAUGUCAACAAAAUCGUUUUCAAUUAGAAUUUUUUAAUAAUACAAUAUUAUUACAAGAAAUUCUACAAGAUUUUAUAUUUUAUUCAUUAAAAACUUCAUCAAAAUUAUUUUUUGAUGAAUUAUUUAAUGAAUUAUCCACAAAUAAAUAUAAAUAUGCAUCAUUAAUUUUACUUUUUCGUAUUAUUGAAGCAUUUGAUAUUUGUUUAACUAAACAAUCUAAUGAUGAUCUAACACUAAAUCUUAUAAAUUCUUUAAUAACUCAUCUAUUUAAUUUAAUUGAUGAAUGUCAUAUACAACUUAUAUUACCAGCACUUCUUCCUAUAACAUUUAGUAAAACACAAAUUGAAUAUGGUAGUCUUUAUGAUAUAACAUAUUCAAUAAUAAUGAGAAUUUCAAAACAUAAAUCAAUGCAAAUUAUUCUUUCAGUAAUGACGAAAAUUUUACAAAUAUCAAAUGAAAAUUCUUCAAUUAUGUUAACAUCAAUACAAUUAUCUAGUGAAUUAAUUAUACAAUCAUGGUAUUUAUAUAAUCAAUUAAUUGAAUAUCAAUAUUUAUUUGGUUUAUUUCUUUCUGAAUUAUUUCGACUUAAUAUACAUAUAAAUUUAAUAAAUUAUUUAUUAACAAUGCCAAAUAUACGUACAAUGAAAUAUUAUACAUAUGAUAUAUAUAUAUCAUCAAAUACAUAUAAUUCUAUAUAUGAUUUUUAUUUACUUAUUAAAAAUAAUUCAUUAAAAGAACCAUUUAUUAAUUCAACAAAUAUAUCAUUUAUUUAUCCAACAAAUAUUGAACAUCUUUAUAUAUUUAUACGUUUAUUUAAUACAGAAUUAAAUUUAAAUCAAAUACAAUAUACAAUUGAUACAUGUAUUUAUUCUAUACAACAAUUUCUUUCAUUACCUUUUAUAACAGAAUUAACAUCAAUGAAUUUUAUAUUAAUUUUACGUAUAUUAUCAUAUAUAAAUAUAAAUAAUUCAAAUGAAAAUUUUAAAUGUUUACUUGGUCAAUUAACACAAAUAUUUAUUUUACUUGAUGAACAAACAGCUAUGGAUAUUAGAUUAGAAUUAUUAAAUGUUUUUACAAUACAUUCAAAUAUACUUGAUGAUAAUGAUCUUGGAAGAUUGUUAGACUUUAUGUUAACAAAUUCAAUUGAAUCAAAUUCAAAUUCACUUGCAUUUCAUAUUGGUUGUUUAAAUGUUGUAGAUUCAUUAAAACAACGAUCAUCACGUAGUGCUAAUAUAACUGAUCUUAUUAUACAAUUAAUUGUUCGAUAUGGAAAUGAACAUCAAUGUAGUCAUUUACUUAAAGCUCAUCUUAUGCAAAUUUUCAUGGCAUAUAUAACCAAUGGUAAUGAUGAUUCAUUACCUAAGCGAGUGAAAUCUCAAUGUCUACUCUUACGUGCUGAUAUUGAUGAAUUUGAAAAGAAUAAGAAAACAAUAGGAACAACAAAUAAUCGUUUUUCAAAUGAAAAUACACUCAAAAUACUUGAUUCUGUACGAUCAUCAAUGAUUACAACAACAAGAAAAGAUUUAAUAACAAAUGAACAUAAUGUUCAAUUAAAAUUUUAUCAAACGAUUGUUAAUGAACUUGAAUUUCAUAAAUGUUCAAUAUCAAUACAAAAUCCUAAUGCAAUGCAACAAGACUAA
This is a messenger RNA of Rotaria sp. Silwood1, 2418 nucleotides long. The record is from the annotation of a GenBank genome assembly. Lineage: Eukaryota; Metazoa; Rotifera; Eurotatoria; Philodinida; Philodinidae.